Peromyscus californicus insignis is the source of this 7064-nucleotide messenger RNA. It is a transcript of the gene Lrrc8c, whose product is annotated as leucine rich repeat containing 8 VRAC subunit C. Gene Ontology annotation, molecular function: protein binding. NCBI's taxonomy places the organism in Eukaryota, Metazoa, Chordata, Mammalia, Rodentia, Cricetidae. The transcript is spliced from 4 exons. The coding region runs from base 486 to 2906 and encodes 806 amino acids. The record is from RefSeq and is a predicted model, not a curated record.
GGCGGCGCGCGGGGCGGCGCUGGAGGCGGCUCCGCUCGCGGCCGGGGAGGCACCGGGGAGGAGGAACAGGGCUGCGGAGCUGGGGCGUUAGCUGCGUCCCGGCUUGGAGCCCGCGCGAAGAGGACGAGGACCGAGGCGCCGCCGUGGCCGCGGCUGCAGCACUCUGGGCGCGACAAACCAUGAGCAACGACCUGGAGGUCGCUGGCCGCCGCUGAGACCCAACCCGGACACAGCUCGCCGCGCCCCGGCACCACCUCCAGCGGACACCCUCGCCCUCAGAGUGGCUCAGAGCUUCUUGGUUUCCAGGAAUGAUGGUUGGCGAUGUGAAUGCCACACAAGAUAAACCACCUCUGGAGCAGAACUUGGAAAUCCAACUGAUGUAGAGCCCGUCUGUGGCUGUGUCAAAACAAGGACCUCAACACCUUGAGGGCGGUGAGACUGUUGUGAUUGGUGCGAGCUAGCCCUGCGCUCUACAACGGACUAAAAUGAUUGGCAUGAUUCCAGUGACCGAGUUUCGGCAGUUCUCCGAGCAGCAGCCUGCCUUCCGGGUGCUGAAGCCAUGGUGGGAUGUGUUCACAGAUUACCUCUCGGUGGCCAUGCUGAUGAUCGGAGUGUUUGGAUGUACAUUACAGGUCAUGCAAGACAGGAUCAUCUGCCUUCCGAAAAGAGUGCAGCCUGAUCAGAACCACUCUUCCCUUUCCAAUGUCUCUCAGGCAGUUAUCAGUACCACGCCACUGCCUCCACCUAAGCCCUCUCCCACCAACCCCGCCACGGUGGAGAUGAAAGGACUGAAGACAGACCUGGACCUUCAACAGUACAGUUUCAUCAACCAGAUAUGUUACGAGCGAGCCCUCCACUGGUAUGCCAAGUACUUCCCGUACCUUGUGCUCAUCCACACCCUGGUCUUCAUGCUCUGCAGCAACUUUUGGUUCAAAUUCCCUGGUUCCAGUUCCAAGAUAGAACAUUUCGUCUCCAUCCUGGGGAAGUGCUUUGACUCCCCGUGGACUACACGGGCGCUCUCCGAAGUGUCUGGGGAGGACUCGGAAGAGAAAGAUAACAGGAAGAACAACAUGAACAGGCCCAACACCAUCCAGUCCGGUCCUGAAGGCAAUCUGGUCAACGCCCAGUCUCUCAAGUCAAUUCCUGAGAAGUUUGUGGUUGACAAAUCCACGGCAGGAGCUCUGGACAAAAAGGAAGGGGAGCAGGCGAAGGCCUUGUUUGAGAAGGUGAAGAAGUUCAGGCUGCACGUGGAGGAAGGUGACAUCCUGUACGCCAUGUACGUCCGGCAGACCGUGCUUAAGGUUAUCAAGUUCCUAAUCAUCAUUGCGUAUAACAGCGCUCUGGUUUCCAAAGUCCAGUUUACAGUGGACUGUAACGUGGACAUCCAGGACAUGACGGGCUAUAAAAACUUUUCUUGCAACCACACCAUGGCUCAUUUGUUCUCUAAACUAUCCUUCUGUUACCUGUGCUUCGUGAGCAUCUAUGGCUUGACGUGCCUUUAUACCUUGUACUGGCUCUUCUACCGUUCUCUGAAGGAAUAUUCUUUCGAGUACGUCCGGCAGGAAACUGGAAUCGAUGACAUUCCGGAUGUGAAGAAUGACUUUGCCUUUAUGCUCCACAUGAUAGACCAAUAUGACCCUCUCUAUUCCAAGAGGUUUGCAGUGUUCCUGUCUGAAGUCAGCGAGAACAAAUUAAAGCAGCUCAAUUUAAAUAAUGAGUGGACCCCCGACAAACUGAGGCAGAAGCUGCAGAUGAACGCCCACAACCGCCUGGAGCUGCCUCUGAUCAUGCUGUCCGGCCUUCCAGACACCGUGUUUGAGAUCACAGAGCUGCAGUCUCUGAAGCUGGAGAUCAUUAAGAACGUCAUGAUACCCGCCACCAUCGCCCAGCUAGACAACCUCCAGGAGCUUUCCCUGCACCAGUGCUCUGUCAAAAUCCACAGCGCAGCGCUCUCUUUCCUGAAGGAAAACCUCAAAGUCCUGAGCGUCAAGUUUGAUGACAUGAGGGAGCUGCCCCCCUGGAUGUACGGCCUCCGAAAUCUGGAAGAGCUCUACCUGGUUGGUUCUCUGAGUCACGACAUCUCCAAAAAUGUCACCCUGGAGUCUCUGCGGGAUCUCAAAAGCCUUAAAAUCCUCUCCCUCAAGAGCAACGUCUCCAAAAUCCCUCAGGCCGUGGCGGACGUGUCCAGUCACCUCCAGAAGAUGUGCAUCCACAAUGACGGCACCAAGCUGGUGAUGCUGAACAACCUGAAGAAGCUGGUCAACCUGACAGAGCUGGAGCUGGUGCACUGUGACCUGGAGCGCAUUCCCCACGCCGUGUUCAGCCUCCUCAGCCUCCAGGAACUGGACCUGAAGGAAAACAACCUGAAGUCAAUAGAAGAAAUCGUGAGCUUCCAGCACUUGAGAAAGCUCACCGUGCUCAAGCUGUGGUACAACAGCAUCACGUACAUCCCAGAGCACAUCAAGAAACUGACCAGCCUGGAGCGACUGUACUUCAGCCACAAUAAGGUAGAGGUGUUACCCUCCCACCUCUUCCUAUGCAACAAAAUCCGAUACCUGGAUUUAUCCUGCAACGACAUUCGCUUCAUCCCGCCCGAAAUCGGAGUUCUGCAGAGUUUACACUAUUUUUCCAUCACUUGUAACAAAGUCGAGAGCCUUCCAGACGAACUCUACUUUUGCAAGAAACUUAAAACUUUGAAGAUUGGGAAAAACAGCCUCUCCGUACUGUCACCAAAAAUUGGAAAUUUACUAUUUCUUUCCUACCUAGACAUCAAAGGCAAUCACUUUGAAGUCCUCCCUCCUGAGCUGGGAGACUGCCGGGCUCUGAAGCGAGCUGGGUUAGUUGUGGAAGAGGCUCUGUUUGAGACCCUGCCCUCAGAUGUCCGGGAGCAAAUGAAAGCAGAGUAGCUGAUUUCUCAUCAAAACGUGACUGAAAUACGCUUCUACCAAAUACAGUAUAAAGAGUUAGGUCAUCCUAAUGCCUUUCCUAUAUUAUUUUUGGUUUUUUUUUUUUUUUUUAGUUUUUUUGUUUUUCACACAAGACAAAAUGUACACAAAGAUUGAGUAAGGAGUAUGUAUUUUUUAAUAAAAAUUUGAUUGUAUUUUUUCAAUGUUAAUAUUUUUAAGUUUUAUUUGUCCUGGAAGCUAAUGCAUCUUGUUAUUUCCUACCAACAGGAAUGGGUAGUUCCUUCUGGCUUUGGGUUUUGUUUUUUUACUUAAGUUCAUUCUUGUGAAAGGAAAGGAAUGUAGCUCGUGUGCAUUUUGGCAUAUUUUAAAUGGGUUAAGGUAACUUUGCCAACACCAUUUUUACCUUGUUCCUACUUGUCCAGGUCUCUGUUAGUACCGUCAUCAUGUGUACCAAGGAGUCUGGGCCGGUUGUCCUCAUAUCAGUGGCCUUCCCCAUUGGCCAGCUUUCCACUCCGUAGUUCACAUAAGUGCAUUGUCACAGAGCAUUGUCUUGAAAAUUCUCCCUCUUCCAACACUAUCAAUUAUAUUAUUUCCUGAACAACAUUUUCAGUUAGCCUCAGAGGGGCUUUUCAGAUGGGUGAAGAAAGCAAUCCCCAGUGGUCACCAGCCCCGUGUUCAUUUAUCAUUUGCUGUUUAACUGAUUUGUAUUUUCACCAACCUCCUAAAAUUUGUCAGUAAAAAUUAAGUACAACCCUCCCCCAACCCCAGUCCACCUCAGUAUUGCCAUGUGGUACUGGUGAGCAACCUUUGGGAAAUUAGAUUCAUUUUAAAAUUCUGGCAGAUAAUUAAAUUUUAAAUCAUAGAAUUAGAAGCCUGUUUUGAGUAAUUUAAUCAUUUUUGAUGUCUUGAUAUGUGGAUGCAUCAGAUGGUAAACAAUCUUGCUGCUAAGGCACUCUGUUAAAAAGCUAUUCCACACAGGCCCCGCCCCUUCCCUGGGCCCUGUGCAGCCAUGUUCUGCCUGCCGAACAGAACAGCCCAGCACAUACGUAUGUAUAGUCAUCCACUUUCCGUAAGCCUGCCCUUGAUGCAGAUGCUAGGGACGCAAGCAUGGGAUCUCCUCAGCUCUCUGCUUAAAAUCGCUUCUCACUAAAGUCGGUCCUUUCACUUCCCAGAUGUGUGACUCACCUGUGAGUGUUGUCACUCAGCAAUAAUUCCUGCCUGGUGGCUGGCAGAGCUUUCCCUUACCUAUGUCUUCCUAAAAUCCAGCCUAGUGUGGGGACUUGUGCUCCACGGUUCACUGAGUGUAAGGAAACACCUUAAUUCAACCCUGAGAGUAGGAAGGACGGCCUGUUUGAAGAAGGUUUCCUCGCCCCCGUGACCUUGGCCAGCCCUGUUUUCUGACAUGCAGAAGGCAGCUCUGGGGGGCACUGGGCAGACACAUCGCCCUCAUCUGACUUAAGACAGAGCUGAAGGGGUGUAGCUCAGUGAUGAAGAGUUGGUCCAGCAGCAUGCCCCAAAGCUGAGCUUAGUCACCUGGCACUACAAAACAAACAACUGGGUGAUGCUCAUUAUUUUGAGCGGAUGAGGAAUGAAGGACAGAUCUGUGUGACGGGCCAGCCAUGUUGAGCAAGAGCUUCUGUUUUCCCUUUAAAGUUUCAGUCAUGAAACUUUUUUUUUUUACUGUUAUGGCUAUACUUCUUAUAUGAAGAAAUAUUCAAUUUUAGUAUAUGGAGGUCCUGAGUAUAAGUGAUGUAUCACAUUCAGAAAUAGCUCUGUCUUAAAGAAGGAAUGUAUGGGCAGACUGUCUGUUAUUGAGCAUGAGUAACCUGUUGUGGAAAGGUAAACCAAGUCAGCAAAUGCACUGUCUUGAUUGUUAAAAUUUAUAGUAAUUUUCAGCAUCACCCUUCAAAGGGGAUCUAUUCAGGUUAAAUACCAUAUUUAUGCUGAAGUCUCUAUGUGGCAUUAACUGAAAAUCCCAUGUGAGUUCAUAACUAAGUCACCAAUAAUUCAAUUUUAUCAAGCUUCCAAAAUAAUUUGAUUUAUUUUCGUAAUGAUUCUGCAGGCUGAGUCCCAACCUAAGUUGUAAAUAACAUCCAAUAAAUCAGUACAAUUCUGUGACUUUAUGUUUUAACCAAGAGUAAAAUAUUCAUAGAUCUUUCUAUUAGAUUUUAUAAAACUUCCAAAGCCUCAAACCUAACUUUGAAGACUUUAAAAUUUCUGAUUCUUAUCCUUUUUAAUACAGUAAGCUUUUGUUCACAUUCUUGAGUAAGAUGCAUUCGGUCACUAUUUAGCCUUCCAAUGGAAAACUCAGGUACCUGAGCUGCUGACUUUUCUAAUGUUCUUCGAUCCAACUCAGUGCACAGAGGCUGUUUGCCUCGUCCAUCACUCUGUGUUUUCCAAGUGCUCUUCCUGAGGAGGACCAGCCAGCUCUUUGUCCAACCUCUGAUUCACAGCAAACUGCUGUGCCCAUCACAAAUGUGCCAUCUGUAUUCUUAACUCCAGGGGCAGCGUCAAGCUCAAGGUGGGCAAUGAAGUCCAGAAACGGAGUGCAGAACAAACAGCUGUCUGGUGGUUGUCCGGUUGGAAGGUCCUAACAGAGCCCCACCUAAGGGACUGGCAGGAUGGCUUUGUGGGUAAAAGGCGUUUGCCACCCAGACUAAGGACCUGAGUUUGACUCCCAGGAUCCACACAGUGGGGGGAGAGACCCAACUCCCAUAAGUUGUGCUCUGGCGGCCUCCACAGAGGUGCUAUGGCAUGAGCACCUACACAAAUCCACACACUAAUGUAAUUGUUCUCCAUCACAAACACACCCAAGAAGGUAACACUUCAGGAGAGUAUUGUGUUUUCUUGUUACAGGAUUUGGUCUGGUUUUGGAUAUCAAAAUUCUUGAUGAGAUAAAAUCCGGUGUCUACACAUGUAGGUUCUUCAUGUUGCCCACCCGUCUCUUCCUUGCUGUUAUAAUGAAAUCUGACAAUCCCCAUGGCGUCUUGAGCAGCAAGCAGGCCUGCUUUUCCAGGCAGCUUGGGAAAUGUUCCUGCCCCACAGACUCUGUUCAUUUUGAUUGUAGGUCCUGCUUCGGAAGGGUCUGAGACAACUUGGAUUCCUUUUUUGGGUUUCUUGGAACAAAAGAAGUCCAGUUUUUUACAGUAUGCUAGUUUAUGGUUUCAAUUUAUCUCACUCUCUAAUCCAAUUUCAUACCAAAUGCCCGAUCAACAGUAUUGGCAUUUCAACAGUAACAUUAAUGGCUCACAGAUACAAAAUCCGUUAGCAUUACUCUUGCAAAUAACAUAAAUGUGGAUGUCAUUUCAGCUUCUCGGAGCAUAAGACUACAUUACUGUUAUCCUGUGACUCCUGAAUGAGAUGGUGCUGAAUAGUUUACAUUGGGCCAGAAUCCCAAGAACAGGGUCACACUCAAGUGAGCAAAAGGGCACGGUGGCCAGGAGGAGACUUUCUGGAACGGUCUGCGUGAUGUUUGCAUCAUGUCUGUUUAGAGACAAAGUAAGAAAACUCAGACAGUCUUAACUAGAGCCACCGUGAGUUUUCCGAUUUAACUCCCGACCUUCUAAUAAUUUGGUAUCAGCCUUCCAAACAAGUAUCCGUCCCCCAUUCCCCUUUCCCAAAGUCACCCACUAAUAAGAUGGCAUCUUCAUGUUUAAGGGAGAGAGAAGAGAGUCUCCCUCUGCCCCCGAGGAAUUAUUUUUUAAUCAGAGGGAUAUAUAACAUGUACAGCUUAACUUAUUGGCCAAAUAGCAGCCACUAUGUAUUUAGGGUUUGGUUUGGUGUCUGAGCCAGGGCCUUGCUUUGUAGCCCAGGCUGACCUUGAACUUGAGAACCUCGUGCCUCACCUUCCCGGGCACUGGAUUGCAGGUGUUCACCCCUGACCUGAAUGGCUCCUAAUGCAUUUGUUUGCGUCUCCGUCCUCCCUCCAUGUACUCUUUGGGGUUGACACUCCACGCCUUAUGUGCUUGCUCAGUGUUUUGCAUUUGUUUACAAUGUUCCCGUGCAUUCAGACUGUCGAGCGCUGGCAAACUUCUUGGACUGUCGAGAAAAGGACUGAGAGCUGAUUUGUCAUAAUACAUGUUCAUGAAAGGAAACGUCUUAAUGUUAUUUGGCUAUGUAGUAUAUAGGAACAAAAAUAAAGUCGUUUUUGUAACUUAA